Anoplopoma fimbria (sablefish) is the source of this 2694-nucleotide messenger RNA. RefSeq names its product zinc finger protein 148 (gene znf148). Gene Ontology annotation, biological process: regulation of transcription by RNA polymerase II. NCBI's taxonomy places the organism in Eukaryota, Metazoa, Chordata, Actinopteri, Perciformes, Anoplopomatidae. Gene Ontology annotation, molecular function: DNA-binding transcription factor activity, RNA polymerase II-specific; RNA polymerase II cis-regulatory region sequence-specific DNA binding. Bases 71 to 2557 code for a protein of 828 amino acids. The record is from RefSeq and is a predicted model, not a curated record. The transcript has 7 exons.
GCUAGCUGGCUAGCAAGAGACUUAACCCACUUGACCUAAGUGCCACAACCUAAGAACUACUCUAUGUAAGAUGAACACUGAGGACAAGCUGGAGGGGAUGCUGCUGAAAUGCAGCAGUGGAGGAAUAGACGGAGGAGGGAGAGUUGGGCUCGGCGGUGGAGGAGGAGGAGGAGGACUGGUGGUGAUGACACUUGGGGAACGAUCGCUGGCCAACCACCCUCUGUUGGCUGAGGACGACGACGACGAUGAUGAUGAUGAUGAUGAUGAUGACGAGGACGAAGAAGAUGACUUGACUGGGAGCUCACUUGUCACACAUGACCUGAUCCCUCCAGAGCAGCUGAUGAUGCAGGAGGAGAUGACAAAGAAUGGUAGAGGAGGAGGAGAAGAGGAGGGAGGAGGAGAGGUGGGAGUGCAUUUCCCCCCAAAACUCACCAAUAAGUUGCCCUGCUUGCUUCAUAUGCCAUUGAGCAUCAAGCAAGAACUGAAGUCAUCUGAUACAGGGGUCCAGAUAAAGAAAGACAAAAAAGCAGUUAAGGAUCUGAUGGUUUGUCCCAAGAAGAAAAAGAGGAAGCAGCGUUCACCUGCAAAGAUUCUCAGCAUCAAUGAUGAGGAAUCAUUGGGCAUGCAAAGCCCCAAGUGUCACGUCUGUGUUCACUGUAACGCUGCGUUCAGAACCAACUACCAUCUACAGAGGCAUGUCUUCAUCCACACGGGUGAGAAGCCGUUCCAGUGCAGCCAAUGUGAUAUGCGCUUCAUUCAGAAAUAUCUCCUCCAGAGACACGAGAAGAUCCACACCGGUGAGAAGCCUUUUCGCUGUGACGAGUGUGGGAUGAGGUUCAUCCAGAAGUACCACAUGGAGAGACACAAGAGGACUCACAGUGGCGAGAAGCCUUACCAGUGUGACUACUGUCACCAGUACUUCUCCAGAACAGACCGGGUUCUAAAGCACAGACGAAUGUGUCACGAGAACAGAGAGAGAAAGACCAACAAGGCGGCUGGUAAAGUCGGGCCUUUGCGUGAAGAAGAUCCUUUGGGCCCCCCCUUUCUUGCCAAAGAGUGUUCACUGCCCAAGAAAAAGCGGCAAAAGUGUGCCGACAAGAGUUCAGUAGCUUCCCCUGCUGCCCAGACCGAUGGGCACACUGUCGCUGUCGUGGAAACGGAGGAGAAGGAGGAGCAGAGACAGAAUAGAAUCGAAGGUCUACCUCUCUACGGCGUGUCCUCCAAAGUCAAACACGAGUAUGUGAUUGCCGAAUACUCCGGGGAACUUCCUGAAGAAACGGUUAGCCAACACCAAGAGGCGGACGUGUCAUCGGAAGACACCAUUCCUCCCAAACUAGUGCUGAAGAAAGUCCCCAAGAGGAGUCUCAAACAGUCCAGUGAACAAACCCCUCCAUGCCUGCCCACUUUGUCUUCCUUUGAGGAGAAUACUAAGGUCACACAGUACACCUUUGAAAUCGUGGACAAGCAAGGCCUUCUAGAAGUAGAAAGCAACACUGACCUCGAGUCAGUUGAGACUCUUCAAGAAGGACCAGCAAAGCCAGCGGCCAGCAGCACAAACUACGACGACGCCAUGCAGUUCCUCAAAAAGAAGCGCUAUCUUCAGGCUGCGAUGGCCAACAACAGUCGGGACUACGGCCUGAACACGAGCAGCGUUCCUUCUCAGCCGCCGCCUGUUACACAAACCGCGGUGUCGGCGGUUAUGGAGGAGAUCGUCCCUGCCACCAUUCUGGAGCCGCAGCCCAUCAACACAGAGAUUAAAGCGACACACGACAAGAGUGUGUUGCCAGACGAGGUUCUUCAGACGCUGUUGGAUCAUUACUCCAACAAAGCCAACGGGCAAUCGGACAUUUCUUUCAGCGUGGCCGACACGGAGGUGACUUCAAGCAUAUCCAUAAAUUCCUCCGACGUUUCAGACAGCAGCCCCGUCGAGAGUCUCGGGGCCUCCACUGCCCAGCCUCAGCCGGCUACGGAGAAGGUCAGCCUCUUGCAGGAAUACUCCAAGUUUCUCCAGCAAGCGUUGGAGAGGACCAGCCAGAACGACAGCUACCUGACCAGCCAGAGCCUCAGCCUGGUCUCCGAAAACCCCACCUUAGCUGGUCAACCGCUGUUCUCCACAGAGAAACAGUUUCCUUCCCCCAGCAGGUUCAAAUCAGGGUUGAGCUCUCCUCUAAGGUCCGCUUUAGAAAAACCUAACUUUGGAUUACUGGUCGGAGACUCCCAGCACUCAUUUUCAUUUUCAGGUGAUGAGACCACCCCUCCCUCCGCUGUGUCCCCUGCUGAGGAGGACUUCCUGGAGGAGGUCUCGCCCUCCAAAAAGACAGAUUCUCCGCAAGGCAUACUGCAGACGUUUCAAAUCAGCUCCUUCGAUCAGAACUUCAAAUCUCAUUUCCAGACAUCGAGAUCUGGAUCCUCCUCACUGUUUACCGUUGCCAAUGGACAAUUAAGUCUCCGAGGACACAGCACAGACUUCGCAGAGUUCCCCUCAGUCAGAGUCACCGAGACCAGGUCUCAAAUGAACUCCUCUCCCGAUGUUUCAUCCGGUGAAACCUUUGGCUGAAGGGAGGGGGUGAAGAAUUCAUUUCUGUUAAUAAUUUCAGCGGCACUUUAUCUCAUGUUUCCUGUUUUGCCAAAUCAACUCCCAUUGCAACUAUGUGCUCUUUCUCAAAGCAUUUUUUUUUUUUUUUUUUUUUUUUU